GGAGCCGUCUCGCCUGACGAACAAUAAUCGGUGAUCAGCCGCUCCCGUUUAACUAGCGCCUAGGCAGAAACCUGUUUCUGCGUACAUCUGCUCACCCACUCGUGUGUCCCACAGGCAUAUUGCGCUACAUGUUCUGUCGCAAAAUCCAGAUGGCAAUCCUCGCCGCUCUUCCAUACCACGUAUCCCAGGUAGAAGGAAGGACGCGGACCUGUGAGCGGAGCAUCAGGGAGACGCGGGUUUUGGAGAAUCCACCACGAGCCCGUUACGAAGUACACGAGUGUGAGCACCCGAACCCCUCUUCUACGAUAAUUAGCACAAGUCGCUCGUGUACGGCCCUGGCGGGAUCCAGACUAAUAGAUGGAAAUAGGAAAACCGUUAGCUAGUGUAUAUCAAAAGUAUUUUGCUUCUACCAACUUCCCGUACUCGACCAAGUAACCUAUCUAGUAGGUUACAGCAUA
Messenger RNA from Durotheca rogersii, 458 nucleotides. RefSeq lists its product as uncharacterized. The transcript has a single exon. The coding region runs from base 129 to 383 and encodes 84 amino acids. NCBI's taxonomy places the organism in Eukaryota, Fungi, Ascomycota, Sordariomycetes, Xylariales, Xylariaceae. The record is from RefSeq and is a predicted model, not a curated record.